AUGGAUCUAGGAGAUGAGAAUUCACUCACAGAAGCUUCAGGAAUCAUAGACCUUGAUCCUAACUUCGGAUCCCAGUGCCGCCCCCACUCCUGCACCUGGCCCCUUCUCCGACUAGACCUUGCCACCGAGCCACCUGAGCUACCAGAGGUGGGAUCCGUUCUGAGAGACAAAGUACACGAGGAGAGGCGCUCGGACCACAUCCAGGUGCCCUCCAGGCAACAGCCGGCAGGAAGCCCCCAACCAGAGAUUCUGAAGGCUGUACCAGGUCCUGGGAAGGGAGGCUCCCGCCGGAAUGCUUGGGGAAAUCAGUCUUAUGCUGAACUCAUCAGCCAGGCCAUUGAAAGUGCCCCAGAGAAGCGACUGACUCUUGCCCAGAUCUAUGAGUGGAUGGUCCGCACUGUGCCCUACUUCAAGGACAAGGGUGACAGCAACAGCUCGGCAGGAUGGAAGAACUCAAUCCGCCACAACCUGUCCCUGCACAGCAAGUUCAUCAAGGUUCACAAUGAGGCAACUGGCAAGAGCUCUUGGUGGAUGCUGAAUCCUGAGGGAGGCAAGAGCAGCAAGGCACCUCGCUGCCGGGCAGCCUCCAUGGAUAGCAACAGCAAGAUGCUCCAGGGCCGGAGCAAGACCCCCAAGAAGAAACCAGGUGUUCUGCCAACUCCACCUGAAGGUAUUACUCAGACAAGCCCUCUUGGCCGCUUUGCCAAGUGGUUAGGCAGCCCCUGUUCCAGAAACUGUGAGAAAAUUGAUGUAUGGACCACUUUCCACCCACGAAGCAGUUCCAGUGUCAGCACCGUCAGCACUCAGCUGUCCCCCAUGUGGUCAGAGCCUGAGGUGCUAGUGGAAAAAGAAAUAACAGCCUCAGUCAGCAUCUGUGCAGAAGGUGUCCCUCCUACCCUAAAUGAGGAUCUAGAGCUGUUAGAUGGGCUCAAUCUCUCAUCUUCUACUUCCCUGUUAUCUCAGACUAGUCUCUCUGGCUUCACUUUUCAGCAUCCUGGGGUUACUGGCCCCUUACGUACUUGCAGUACCCCCCUCUUCAGCACAGCAGAAGGGCCCCUAUCAGUAGGAAAACAGUAUUUCUCAAGCUCCCAGUCUCUGGAGAGCCUACUCACCUCUGAAACACCACCCCCCGCUGCUGAAGUACUCACGACCCAGGAAGAUCCCAUUUUGUCCCAGGGAAUACCUUCCUCCAGUAAGAUAGCCACUGGAGUUGGCUUAUGUCCUAAAUCCCUAGAAACUCCAGGCCUCCAAUAUCUAGUCCCCUCCCUUUCCACAGUAGCACCACCUCUUGUCAUGGCAGGUGCUUCCAUCCCCAAGACCCUGGGUACUCCUGUACUCAUAUCCCGUACUGAAAUUGCACACCAAGACAGAAUGCCUCAGGAUCUAGAUCUUGAUAUGUAUAUGGAGAACCUGGAGUGUGACAUGGAUAACAUCAUCAGGGACCUCAUGGACGGGAACGAGGGACUGGACGUGAACUUUGAGUCAGGUACAGCCCUCCUUAAUCAUACUAGCAUCUCACAAUUUUCUGCUUACUCCUAA
Molecule: messenger RNA, 1539 nt
Organism: Elephantulus edwardii (Cape elephant shrew)
Lineage: Eukaryota; Metazoa; Chordata; Mammalia; Macroscelidea; Macroscelididae
Gene: FOXO4
Product: forkhead box O4
Exons: 2
Coding region: 1-1539 (512 amino acids)
Biological process (GO): regulation of transcription by RNA polymerase II
Cellular component (GO): nucleus
Molecular function (GO): DNA-binding transcription factor activity, RNA polymerase II-specific; RNA polymerase II cis-regulatory region sequence-specific DNA binding
Source: RefSeq, a predicted model, not a curated record